Messenger RNA from Stegastes partitus (bicolor damselfish), 2712 nucleotides. Its product is annotated as gastrula zinc finger protein XlCGF57.1-like. The transcript has 2 exons. The record is from RefSeq and is a predicted model, not a curated record. The coding region runs from base 68 to 1708 and encodes 546 amino acids. Lineage: Eukaryota; Metazoa; Chordata; Actinopteri; Pomacentridae.
GUGUCGGACGGAAGCCUUUAGCUCGAACCAGAGAACCGACUGUCUCCUCUGUGGUCUCCGAACAGAGAUGGAUCGGUACCGGGAGGUUCCGGACGGAGUUCUGGAGCCUGAAACGAAGCUACGAGGAGAAGUUCUACCCUCAGAUGUCCGAAAAGUGAUUGUUGGUGAGGAGGAGCAGCAGCAGUGGAGCCCCAACCAGCCUCCCCACGUUAAAGAGGAGCAGGAGGAACUGUGGAGCAACCAGGAGGGAGAUAUCACCAAGUUCACCUUCAGUGCUUUCUCUGUGAAGACCGAGGAUGACGGAGAGCUUCGUCAUAGCCAAGGUGAACAGAUGAAAACUGAAGCUGAUGGAGAGGAACCACAACAGAGCUCAGAUCUACAUACUGAAGACAAGGAUUCAGACACCUCAGACACUGAAGUCAGUGACGGCGACUGGGAGCAGAGCAGAGAACCUUCGGCAGGUUUAUACUCCCUGAAAAACAGUGAGUUUACUGUCAUUGAUAUUAACUGUAAUGUGGAGAGAUCCUUCAGUUGCUCUGAGUGCGGUCAAAGGUUUGGCCGCAAACCACAUCUCAAAGCACACAUGAGGAUUCACACGGGAGAGAAACCAUUCAGCUGCUCAUUUUGUGGUAAAAGAUUUUCUCAGAAGGGAAACUCCAUCAGUCACAUGAGACUUCACACCGGAGAGAAACCAUUCAGCUGCUCUGUCUGCCAGAAAACCUUCAGAUACAGCGGAGACGUCAGCAGACACAUGAAGAUCCACACGGGGAAGAAGAAGGGGAACAGCAGGAUCAGAGAUGCGGUCAGCAGUAGCAUCAGCAAUGGACCAGAGCCAAGCAGGAACAUAAGUCCACACAGAAAUUCAGAACCAGGAGCUGAUGGAGAACCUGAGAUUGCAGCUAGUGAUGGCUGCUGGAAGGAAACCAAAGAGCCUCGGUCAGAUUUAAACUUUUGUCAGACUGAUGGAGUGUCUGUCAGUGAUGGUAGGAAUGAUCCUGACAGAGAAUCUUUCAGCUGCCCUGAAUGUGGCAGAACUUUCUGCCGCAGAGAUCAUCUGAUGAGCCACAUGAGGACACACACUGGAGAGAAACCGUUCAGCUGCUCCGUCUGUAACAAACGUUUCAGCUGCAGUGGGAACAUUCUGGCUCACAUGAGGAUUCACACGGGUGAGAAACCGUUUGAAUGCUCGUUCUGUGGCAAAAGUUUCAGCCAGAAAGGAACUCUGCAGCUACAUGAACGAAUUCACACGGGAGAAAAACCAUUUAGUUGCCCUUUCUGUGAGAAAAGGUUUGCACAUAAAAGAAGAAUGACACUGCACAUGUCUGUCCACACUGAGGAGAAGCGCUUCAGCUGCAGCGCCUGUGACAAAAGGUUCACCUGGUACACACAGCUGAAGACCCACAGGUGUGUCGGUGAGUCAUCACAGCCUCGCCAGAGCCAAUCAGAGAAAAAGGCUUCUCCUAAGGAGUUCUUCAGCUGCUCUGAGUGUGGGAAAAAAUUCAGUCUGAAGGGAAACCUGAAGACGCACAUGAGAAUUCACACAGGAGAGAAACCAUUCAGCUGCUCGGUGUGUGGGAAAGGUUUUAAACAAAACGUUCAUCUGACAGAACACAUGACGAUUCACACAGGGGAGAAACUCUACAAAUGCAGAACCUGUGGGAAGGGAUUCAAUAAGAAGUUACUUGUGAAAAACCACACCUGUGUUUAACCUUGGCUUCAAUCCAUGGAUUUAUAUUUAUAUACAGCAGAGUGGUACUGAAUUCGCAGAGAAACCCAGACAAAUGCAGAUUUUUUAUAUUUGUUGAAUUUAUUUUAAAAGUUCCAAGCAGUAGCAGGGCCAUAAAUGUUCCUGUAUGUGUGGAACUGCCAGCGCCAACACUGUUCACAUGAAACAUCCAACAGUUAAUGAACUCUGAAAGCUACAGAGUCAGACAGAGCUCUGAGUUGUCCUGCAUGCAUCAUAUCAUCAUUUAAUCAUAUGCAGAAAGAUGUGACUCUGAAGCAGCUGAAUAUCAAAGUGUGAGAUGUAUUCACUGCUGAUGGGGUUAAACUUGAAGUGCCACUGAAUCAGAGCUGAAUUCUAUGAGAACACUGAGCGACGGUUACAUUUCACAGUGAAGUCGUGAUUGUGUGGUCGUCUGAAGGUGUCACAUCAUGUUUACAGGGUUACUCCAUGAAAAAUCAGUGCGUCCUCCUCAGAAGCAUCUGAUUCUUUAUCUACAGUAACUUUAGGAUGUUUAAUGAAACCAUACAGAGUCUUGCCUUCAUCGUAUGAAUAUUUUCACGGUUAAAUACCCUUCAAGUACAUCGAGAUAGGUCCUCCUUUCAUUUACUUUGCCCAGCAUUUUUUUGCAACCAAAUCAAUUUAAUAUCCGCUCCUGGUGUUUUAAUCUAAAGAUAACAUCUCAUGCAUUCAUAUUUUAACUUUGGUGAAUGUAUCUUGGGGCUGUGAAAUACAGAAACAACUUUGUUGUUCACGUUUUAUGGAACAGUUGGUAUCUUGGUAUCAACUCUGUUCUAUGGGCAGAAAAUAAUGUUGCAGGAACUGUCGAGGUUUAAUGUACGUCAGGAAAUACAUCCUCAGAUUUUGCUUUUGCCAAUGUUAAACUGUGACUGUAUUGGAAAACAGUUCCCCUCAGAGUAGAUCCUGUCUACAGAUGGUUCUGGUAGGUUCUGGAGGUAUAACGGUUCUUCCAUUGUCUAGAACUGGCU